AUGGCGAGUGGUCCGCCCUACAACGGUUACCAGGUGCCGCCUGGCCCGGGAAUGCCUAACCAGGCUGCCCCACCACCAACGCAGCAGUACUCUCAAUCCCCUCACCUUCAACAAUACUCUUCACCUCCGCCUCAUCAAUAUGUUCCCGGCCAGCAACCGACUUAUCAAUCGCCUCAUCCAGGCAACGCGCAGCAGGCUUACCAAACCUCGCAGCCGCCUCCUGCCCAAUAUGCGCAGUCAUCACAAGGCGUACCUCAGCAGUAUGCGCCAGCACAGCAGCACAACUACCAGUCCCCUCCUCUGGCAGGCUACCACCAAGUAAACCAGCUCGUGCAAUCACCCCAGGUCCCGUAUACCCAACCGCCGCAAGGUCAAUAUCCUCAGCAGCAGGUGCCAGGCCAGCAGGCCAGCUAUCAAGCGCCGACGUACGGUAUUGCAGCCCCACCAACACCUGCGCAGCACCAACAGCAGUACCAGCAACAAGCCGCUCAAUUCGCGACUCGGCCCUCCGCUCAAACCCAGCUACAAUCAACCGCUCAAUCUCUUUUCAAGUCUGGAAAAGGUAUUCUGGGAAAUCUCGCUAGCAACAUCAAGUCAAAGUACCCCGCUUCCUCACCUUCCGGUGCCUCCGCAAGUUCUGGGACUUCGUAUACUGGUGAAGCACCAAAGCCGACGUACAAUCCAGCACAGCAUUCUACGGAAACACCCUUGAGCCCGGCAAACUUAUUCCCGCAAGGCUAUGGGCAAAAUCAGCCUCAGCAGGCGUAUUCCAAUCAGGCGCCGCCGACACUGCACCAGACUGUCCCGCCCGCUGCUCCAGGCUACCCUCCGACUCAGUACCAAGCAGCGCAAGCGACAUCCCCAGGUCAGCAACCCUGCGCGCCUGGUCAACCGCCUCACCUGAGCUGGCAAGAGCGUUUAGAGGCUGGUCAGCACCCAAGUCUGGAGUUUCAGCAAUCGCACGCGAACGCUCACGCAGGUGUACAGGGCACCGUACCUCAGCCGCCGGUUCAAUCACCACCAGGUGCUUCGCCAUAUCCGCAGCCCGUUAUGCACCAUCAGCAGCCGAGUCCGUACCAUCCUACACCUGCGCCGCCCGUCCAUCAAUCUGUUCCACAAGGAGCGGGCUCUGCUGCCUCACCUGGGUACGGGCAGAACCCCCCUCAAGCGCUUUCGCCACAUCAACAGCACCAGAGUGCUCCUCCUCAGCUUCAACAACAGGCAUCAUGGCCACAACAGGGCGGCAUUAGUGCCCCAUAUAACCCGACACUGUCAUUGCCUCCGCCUCCGCCACAGACAGCUCCCCAGUCCGGUCCCCCAGUUGUUCCUCCCAACCAUGGCUCUCCUGCUCUACUGCAACAGCCACAGUAUCACCAGGAAUCUGGUACGACCAGCCAUCAAGACCCAACAGCGACCCAACAAGCUGGUCAAUCAUCGCCGUAUCAAGCUACCCCAGCAGGUGGUACGCACAAUACGCAACAGGUCUCCCCGCCCCAGCAGCUGUAUCAGAGUUCACGUCCCCAAGGAUACCCGCAACAGCAGGCACCUGCUCCUUCCAACCUAACGACCGCCGCUUCGGGACUAUCGCCGACUGCGCAUAUGGUACCUGUACAGCCGGCUCAGAGUGCUCCCAUGACUCACCCUCCUGCAACACAGUCACCUCACCAGCAACACCAUAGCCUACCAGCUCAGCAGCUCAUUAGUCCAGCGACAGCAACUCAGCAUGAGCAGGCACCUUUUCAGGACUUUUCUAGACCCCCAGGGCAGUAUUAUACACCACAACAGGCGCAAGUCCCGCAGACUGGAGGUGCGCCCGGCGGUGUCCAGCCGAUUGCUCCCCCAGGCCAGGCUUACAGCUACCCGCCUCCACCACCUCUUCAGCAACCGCAACACAAUGCACAAUCUGUCGCUUCACCAAUGCCAAGUCAAUUCCAACCGCACAGUCUACCAAUCGACCAGCAGGCUCCACCGGCACCAUACCCGCAGCAGCCUGAAGCCGCAACUACGAGCCCUCCAGCGCCUCAGCAGUAUACGUCGCCUCCAAACCUGCCGCCCCUGGCUGGUGCGAUGAACCAUGGGCAAGUGCCUGCAAACUCCCCACCGACAGUACUAGAUCAGCAGUACCAGCCAUACCAGCGUGCUCCCGAAACGCCAAACUCUCAGCUUCUGCUGGCGAGUGCAAAUAAUGUACCCAGCCAACUCGCUGCUUAUGACUACCAACAAGAUCCUGUCGCUUCUCUGUCUGCCCAAAUGAAGAAUCUGAACGUCUUGAACAGUGGCCACCCUCCAACAGCACCGAAUAAUUCCCCGGCCGCACGACAGGAUGGGCCCCGCGGACCGCCCCCUUGUCAAGCUACAGGCAUGUCCAGCGACAUUCUCCCAUACUGUCCCGAAGAUAGAACUGUAAGCUACUCGCUUGAUUGGUAUCGUUUUAUUGCUGUACCACAGUAUCUCAUUUGCACGAGGUGCUAUACCGACUAUAUUCAGAGCACUCAUCUCGCUGGUCAUUUCGAGAGGUACCAUUCGCCAGAGGGCAUAGAAUCCAAGUGCGGCUUCUGGUCUCCUCGCGCACGAGAGGUGCUCUGGCCACAGGCUCUCCAGACCAACAACGUCAGACCUCUACAAGCCUGGAUAGAGAAGAGCCUGACCCUCAAGCCCUGCAAGGGCAGGUUAUGGACGACUGGUGCGGACGAGGUCAAGUGGUGGGGUCUGGUCAACGACGAGAUUGAUGGAUUCAUAUCGUGCGAUGCCUGCUACGAAGAUAACGUCGUGGGCACUGCCUUUGAAUCUCGCUUCCAACCUUACCGCCAGCAAGGACAGGACGAAAAGUGGAUGUGUGAUUUGUGCAUACCUUACAUCGCCAAAACAGUAGUAAAGAUGGCAAAGAAAAAUCACUGGAACGGCUUUGUCGAGGCGGCAAAGGUGCGAGUUCAACUUCCCCUUUGUGAGGGUAGAGAUGAAGAGUCCAACAGUGGGCAUUGGAUGCUACCGCGCCGCAAGAUCAAGGAUAUGACUAUCUGCGAGGCAUGUUAUCUGGAUAAACUUGCUUUAACGCCAUUUGGCAACGAGUUCGAACGUCAUAUCCGUGCAGAAGGCUUUGACGCCUUCGUCGAAUCAAUAGGCCAGAGAUGGAAGUGCAAGCUCACAGAUACAGCUGUUAACAUGAGUAUCGCGCUCGAAGCAGCCAUCUACCGUCGAGAUUUUGAUGUUUUCUGGAAUGCCGCCAAUGCCAUCGCGGCUCUUGUUCCGUGCACAAUUCAUGGCAUCGUGCGUGGCAAUUGGUGGACUGUUGCUGGAGGAUGCGCCGACUAUGAUGUCUGUGAGGCUUGUUAUAAGGGAAUCGUCGAGACAUCUGGCCUCGAGAAAUUCUUCGAGCCUGCCCAGCGCGACCAGACUGUCGACAUCAUUUGCAACUUUUGUCCAGGUACUCCGCGAUGGGGAAGUUUCAUCACCAAGUUCGCUGAAGCUGUUGACAAAGGUGUUUUCAGUCACUACUCUGACUACGUGAAGAAAUGGGCUGGAGUGCCGACAUGUCCAGGGAUCAAGAACAGAGGGAAGAGUAAAUGGUGGGGACACCCAGAAGCCCUGGCCUGUCAGGACUGUUGGUUGAACUUUGUGGCCGAUACCCCCUUGGGAGAUUCCGUUCCUGUCAAGGGGGUUUACGACGAACGUACCUUGAUCUGUCAGCUAUGGUCUCCAAGAAUGCGCAACAUGUGGCUCGCAGCUUGUGCCGCCGGACCUCCUGGAUCACCUGAGUCACAAAAGGCCCUGGAUGAGUUCAAAGCAUUCGGAUCAAGGCGUGUGCAAGUGUACAACGCGACCGUGCCUCACAUCGAGAUGAUCCAGCAGAUGCAGAUGAUGAAGCAAAUGCAGGCUAUGCAGCAGGGGCAACUGAGCUUGAUGUACCAGGGUAUGAAUGGCAUGGCAGCUAUUAGUGGUACUACGGACGGGUACCUGCAUGGUAAUAGUUCUGUUGGGUACUAUGAGACUGAGCAUGGUGUGACGGCGGCGAAUAUGAUGAACAACAUGCAUGCUGGGAUGGCGGACGCGAAUAAGAUGAGCGAUUGGCAAACAAUAAUGCAGCUUCAAGCCACUUGGAUGGAGGUUGAGUAG
Molecule: messenger RNA, 4113 nt
Organism: Fusarium proliferatum ET1
Lineage: Eukaryota; Fungi; Ascomycota; Sordariomycetes; Hypocreales; Nectriaceae
Exons: 1
Coding region: 1-4113 (1370 amino acids)
Source: RefSeq, a predicted model, not a curated record